Molecule: messenger RNA, 1258 nt
Organism: Hermetia illucens (black soldier fly)
Lineage: Eukaryota; Metazoa; Arthropoda; Insecta; Diptera; Stratiomyidae
Exons: 7
Coding region: 100-1131 (343 amino acids)
Source: RefSeq, a predicted model, not a curated record
GCCAGUUACACUUGCAUUUUGCAAGGGUAAGACGGAAAUAUAGCGGCUGCACCGCGUCCGGCGCAAAAAGCUGAAACACUACAAGAGUCGUCCAAGAUAAUGAGCUUUAGACAUAGUAGGGUCACAAACUCUCAGAGCGAAUUCGAAUCCUACCACAUCCACCACAUCGUGCUUCAAGAUGCAUUGCUAUUCAGAGUUAUUUUUGAUGUGCGCAAUAUGUUCAAAAUACUUUUUUGUUCAACCCCAUGUCAGACUUUGCCACCAUGGACGCUAUUCAGUUGGCAUUUGUACGAUUUCGGAAACAGAAUGCAAACAGACAAUCAACUAUACAUGCGAAGUUUCCUGGACCUCCCGGAGAGAACCCAAAAUUUAGCAAAGCUCAAAUUUGAAGUUAAGAUGCUUACCGAUACUAUGGAACAUAUUCUGCAUGAUAUUUUACAUGUGGGGAAUUUCACAGACUCCUUAAACUUGAUAAGUAACAUGAAAAAGUUGCAAGAAAUUCAAAAUAUGACCAUGAAUAAUAGCCGAGAACGUAAAUGGCUGUUCGAAUCUAUGCUAAAACAAUUGAAAACUAGAGACGGGGAGGACAUAUAUCCAGGUGACGUUGCAGAUUACGUCGACGAAGUAUUGUAUGAGAAAAUGAACCGUAAAUUGGAAAAACGCUAUCACAAAUCUGUUAUAAACAGUAAAAUGGACCAGACUUGGCAGAGAGUUUACCUAAACGAGACUCAACUGCUGGAGAUAAUAAACGAUUAUCGUUCAAAAUAUCAAUAUGAAAUAGCCGCAUCCAUGAGCAUAAAGGAUGCAAACGAACAGUUGAUACACAGAUUGCAGGAUGAAAUUCUUAUCAUCAGUUCAAAGCAUGAUAUUGACCUUGAAAACUUAGAAUUGAGUUGCAGCAGGAAGAAAAACGAACUUCUAAGCUUGAAAGAUAAACAGCGUAGACAAAAUGAGAGAUACAAAGAACUAAAACGCUAUAUAGGCAAUGAUGUUCUCAGGGAGGUUAAAACACCAACCGUAUGGACCAUGUUGGAAAUGAUCAUCCAGGCCAAUGCCGAUAAAAAGUUAGUCAACUCGGUGCAUAAACAAGAAAAGAAAAAACCAAAAAAAGUGAAGAAGAAAAGGAAGUAACCGUAUCAACAGUAUUCUUAUUUUUACAUCCUUUUUAUACCAAAUGUACAUCAAUUGCUAUAUCUUUAGCUAUUUCUUUUAUAGCCUUUCAUAAAAUAAAUAAAAAUAAACGAAAAUAUUCAAUCUA